AUGGGCAGCACCGGAACUUCUCAGCGCACCCGCGUGACGAUCAAUUGUGAUAUGGGAGAAGCCUACGGAUCGUGGAAGAUGGGCCCUGAUGAAGAGCUUAUGCCCCUCAUAGAUCUCGCCAAUGUCGCUUGUGGCUUUCACGGUGGUGACCCUGUUGUCAUGCGUAAGACUGUGCAGCUCGCGAAGAAGCACAGUGUGCCAGUUGGUGCGCAUCCGUCACUCCCUGACCGCGAAGGAUUCGGUAGGCGCCAUAUCGAUCUUUCGCCAGAUGACCUGUUCGCGCAACUCGUCUAUCAAAUUGGAGCACUCGAAGGAAUGUUACGAUCAGAGAACAUGAAACUAAACCACAUCAAGACACAUGGUUACCUGUGGCGAUACUGUGAAGCGAGCGAAGCUCAUUGCAAAGCCGUGAUGAGGGCUAUUCAGGUGUUUGAUGUUCCAAUGUUGGUUAUUGCUGGGACCCGCAUGGAGAAGAUGGCAGCAGAAAUGGGCAUUCCUUACAUUCCAGAGUUUUACCCAGACAUCUACUACAACGAAGAAGGGAAGCUGAUGUCAAUUCUACGAGACGGUCGGGUCAACCUUGAGGAUGUUCAGCCGAAGGUGGAGCGGAUCAUUGUACACGAUGAGGUGGUUGCAAAGACUACCGGGAAGCCUGUCAAGAUGAACUUUGCAGGUCGAGAUUUUAGCUGCUGCAUUCAUAGUGAUCUCCCUCGUCAGUUCGAUCUUCUGCCUUACCGGACAUAUUACUAA
Phaeoacremonium minimum UCRPA7 is the source of this 750-nucleotide messenger RNA. Its product is annotated as putative lactam utilization protein. Gene Ontology annotation, biological process: carbohydrate metabolic process. The record is from RefSeq and is a predicted model, not a curated record. Lineage: Eukaryota; Fungi; Ascomycota; Sordariomycetes; Togniniales; Togniniaceae. The transcript is spliced from 3 exons. The coding region runs from base 1 to 750 and encodes 249 amino acids.